AUGAUCAGAAGACAGGCCCGUGAAAGAAGAGAAUACCUCUAUCGUAAAGCUUUAGAGCUUCAGGAAUCAUCGCUACAACAAAAGCGUCAACAAAUCAAAGCGGCGCUCGCCAGCGGUAAACCCCUUCCAAAAGAAGUGGCCGAGGAUGACAAGCUUCAAAAAGAUUAUCUUUACGAUGAAUCGAUUCAGGACGUUGUGGAUGAUGAGUACGCUGCCCUUAGUGGGAUUCAAGAACCAAAAGUGGUAGUGACCACCUCCAGAGACCCAAGUUCACGGUUGCUCCAGUUUUCCAAAGAGAUCAAACUUCUUUUCCCUACCUCGGUGAAAUUGAAUCGUGGUAAUUAUAUUAUGCCUAAUCUUGUGACUGCUUGUAAAGCCAGUGGGACCACCGAUCUUUUGGUGGUGCAUGAACAUCGUGGGGUUCCGACCUCCCUCACGAUCUCCCAUUUACCCCAUGGGCCAACCGCGUGUUUCACCAUUCACAACGCCGUGUUAAGACACGAUAUUUUCAAUGCUGGGAACCAGAGUGAGGCGCAUCCUCAUUUGAUUUUCGAAAACUUCACCACCAAGUUGGGUCAACGUGUGGUGACAAUCCUCAAGCAUUUGUUCCCUCCAGGAGUCAAGAAAGACAGUCCUAGAGUGAUAUCGUUCAUCAAUAAUGGGGAUUUCAUCAGUGUGAGGCAGCAUGUGUACGUGAGAACUAGAGACGGAGUGGAAAUCGCUGAAGUGGGGCCAAGAUUCGAAUUGAAGUUGUUCGAGUUGAGAUUGGGUACUUUGGAGAACAAGGAUGCCGAUGUUGAAUGGAAGUUGAGAAGAUUUGUCAGAACCGCUAAUAGAAAAGACUAUUUGGCUGAGUAG
Saccharomycopsis crataegensis is the source of this 858-nucleotide messenger RNA. It is a transcript of the gene IMP4, whose product is annotated as snoRNA-binding rRNA-processing protein IMP4. The record is from RefSeq and is a predicted model, not a curated record. Gene Ontology annotation, molecular function: rRNA primary transcript binding; snoRNA binding. The coding region runs from base 1 to 858 and encodes 285 amino acids. Gene Ontology annotation, biological process: rRNA processing. NCBI's taxonomy places the organism in Eukaryota, Fungi, Ascomycota, Saccharomycetes, Ascoideales, Saccharomycopsidaceae. Gene Ontology annotation, cellular component: Mpp10 complex; nucleolus; small-subunit processome. The transcript has a single exon.